AUGUCCUCACCGUCAUACGCGAACCAGCUCCACGAAAAAAUAAUGGAGAAGGCGAAGACGACCCUCACCAGCAAGGGACACUGGAACAUGAUGGUCGCAGAAGAAGCCCUAGGAAGCAUCCUACUCCAAAUGGAGAAGGACGGACACUUCCAGGGAAACCGACUAACGCUGCCGCGUAGCAGAACGGACCCGAGAAAGUUCGAGGACCACGACCGCAGUGGACAGGACAGGGACAGAGGCCGCAAGCGCCGGAGCAUCGUGAAACCGGGAAAAAAGACCGGCCCACCACCGAAAAAGAGCGCCAGCCACCCCAAGGAGAAGCCGCUCCACAGCAAAAACGCGGAGACCUGGGACGGCAAAAUCCUCAUCGUCAAUGGAGGACCGAAAAGGUUCACACCAGCGGCGGGCAUGGACCAGCAAUCCAUAAUGCAGGUGCCGUACUGGCUGAUCAAGUCGGGCAAGGCAGCACCGCAGCUCCAGAAAGCGCUGAAGAUCAUAUGGGUCGGUGGCGAGAGAGCGGACCACGCCGAAUCGACGAUCCGUCUGCUCGGCGAAAAGAAAGGAGCCGCGACCGUCGUGAUCCCGAAUGGGACUUCGGACGAAACGAAGGAACGCUACACAAAGUGCGGAAUCCACCUCAAAGAAAGAAGUGUGGACGGCGAGCUGGAAGCGGACCUCCAGACAGUGAUUGAUGGAGAGAAGUAG
Messenger RNA from Caenorhabditis sp. 36 PRJEB53466, 705 nucleotides. NCBI's taxonomy places the organism in Eukaryota, Metazoa, Nematoda, Chromadorea, Rhabditida, Rhabditidae. The record is from the annotation of a GenBank genome assembly.